UGGCGGCGGCUGUGCUGAGCGGGGCUCCGGCCGCGGCGGUGGGGAACGGGACCCCCGCCGGGGGCGGGCCGGGGUCGCGGCUGUGCCAGGCGCUUCUGGACAGCGUGUCGGGGCUGCUGCAGCCGCGGCCCAGCGACACCCCGGCCGCCCCGCCCGGGGCCGGGCCGCCCCUCACCCCGCUGGUGCCGGGGCUCGUGCGUCUGCUGCGCCUGCACGGGACGGUGGGCGGGGCUCAGAACCAGACUGCAGUUGGGACCCUCAUCGGCCUGAGCAGCAGCCGGCUCAGCUCCAUCAAGACCCGGUUUGAAGGGCUGUGCCUGCUGUCGCUGCUGGUGGGCGAGAGCCCCACGGAGGUGUUCCAGCAACACUGUGUGUCCUGGCUCCGCAGCAUCCAGCACAUCUUGCAGUCCCAGGACUCAGUGCUGACCAUGGAGCUGGCGGUGGCCGUGCUCAAGGACCUGCUGUGCUACUCAUCCCAGCUGCCCGAACUGGCCCGUGACAUCUCCAUGAACCACCUGCCCGGCCUGCUCACCUCCCUGCUCGGCCUCAAGCCCGAGUGUGAGCUGUCAGCGCUGGAGGGCAUGAAGGCCUGCAUGACCCAUUAUCCCCGGGCCUGUGGCUCCUUGCGGGGCAAGCUGGCCUCCUUCUUCCUGGCCCGUGUGGACGCACUGAGCCCCUCAAUGCAGCAGCUGGCGUGUGAAUGCUACGCCCGCCUCCCGGCCCUGGGGGCUGGCUUCUCCCAGGGCCUGAAGCACACCGAGAGCUGGGAGCAAGAGCUGCACUGCCUUCUGGCCUCGCUGCACCACCUGCUAGGGGUCCUGUUCGACGGGGCCGACGGGGCCGAGCCCGUUACAACUCCCCUGCAGUACGAGGGGCCCGGAGUAGCGCUGGUGCUGCCCCCGGCCGAAGCCACUGAGGCCCAAGGGCUCCUACAGCUCCGGCAGCAGUUCUCCGGCCUGGCCCGCUGCCUGGGCCUGCUCCUCAGCUCGGAGUUUGGCGCCCCAGUGUCCAUCCCCGUGCAGGAUGUACUGGACCUUAUCUGCCGGACCCUUAACAUCCACAGCAAGAACAUUACGCAUAUGGGGGACGGGCCCCUGAAGCUGCUGCUGCUGCCCUGGCUGCAUCUGGAGGCCCUGGAGCUUCUGUCCACCCUCAUCCUGGCGUGCGGCGCUCGACUGGUGCGGUUCGGCGGGUUGCUCUGUCGCCUUCUUCCCCAGGUCCUCAACACGUGGAGCCCCGGGCGGGACUGUCUCAUCCCGGGCCAGGAGAGACCGUACUGCGCCGUGAGGGCCAAGACGUACGAGGUGCUGGAGCUGUGGGUGCAGGUGUGCGGAGCCGGAGCCGGGGUGCUCCAGGGCGGGGCCCAGGCCGACACCCUGCUCUCCCACCUGCUGAGCGACAUCGCCCUCCCAGCAGAAGCCCUUAAGCUGCGGGCCAGCCGAGGGGCCCCCGACGGUGGACUGCAGGCGGGAAAGCCCAGUGCCCCCAAGAAACCGAAGCUGGACGUGGGGGAGGUGGGGGCCGGAGUCCCCGCCAUCCACCGCAAAGGGGACGGAAACGCCAACUGCGACGUCUGCACUGCCGCCCUCCGAGCCCUGAGCCGCACCAUCCUCAUGUGCGGACCCCUCGUCAAGGAGGAGACCCACCGGCGUCUCCACGAGCUGGUACUGCCCCUGUUGAUGGGGACGAGUGAGGCGGGCGGGGGCAACCCCUACACCAACGCCCUGUGCCGCCGCGAGCUGUUCCGCCUGCUGCUCGCCCUGCUCCUGGCGCCCGCCCCACGGUGCCCGCCGCCCCUGCACUGCGCCCUGCGCGCCUUCUCCCUUGGACAGAGGGACCCCAACAUCCAGGUCUCCUCCUUCUGCUCCGAAGCCGUCGUCACGUGCGCCGCUCUGGUCCACCCGCGAGCCCCUCCGCUGCCUCCUGCCAUGCCCCCCGGCUGCCCGGCUCCCACCCCGCCCCCGCCCGAGCCUCCCUCGCCUUUCCGGGCGCCCCCCCUUCCACCCGGUCCCUCCCCCGGGCCCCCGGGCCCCGGCCCCUCCCAGCAACCACCUGGGCCUGGCGCUGCCCGGCCCGGCGUCGGCGCUGCCCAGCCCGGGUCGGCGCCCCCGCGCCUCCUCCCGGGCCCCGAGAACCACCGCGAGGAGCAGCCCCCCGCUGCCCCGCCGCCCCCGCCGGCCGGUGCCCCCCCUCGCCCCCCCCCGCCGCCCCCUGAAGAGGCCUUUGGGGGCCGCGCCCCCCGCCCUGCCUUCGUCCACUACGAGAAGGAGGAGGCGUCGGACGUGGAGAUCUCGCUGGAGAGCGACUCGGACGACAGCGUCGUGAUCGUGCCCGAGGGCCUCCUGCUGCUGCCCCCGACCCACCCCGCCUCGCCCGUGGUCCCCCCGCCCGCCUCCGCCGCCCCCUCCCCCCCUCCGCCUCCCCCUCCGCCGCCCCCCCCGCCGCCGCCCCCGCCCCAGGACGAGCCGGAGGAGCUGGCCCCGGCCACCCCCGGACCCCCGCCCCCCCUGGCCCCGGCCUCCCUGCCGGGACCCCCGCAGCUGGUGGCCGAGGGUGGCCCCGGCGGGCUGGAGGAGAACCUGACCAUCAUCAACAUCAACAGCAGCGACGAGGAGGACGAGGACGAGGAGGAGGAGGAUGAGGAAGAGGACGAGGAGGAGGAAGAGGAGGAGGAAGAGUUCCCGGAAGAGGAGGAAGGGGGGUACUUUGAGGACGAGGAAGAGGAGUUCGAGGACUUUGACGAGGAAGAAGGGGAACUGGAGGAGGAGGAGGAGGAGGAAGAAGAGGAGGAGGAAGAGGAGGAGGAGGAGGAGGAAGAGGAGCUGGAGGAGGUGGACUUUGGUUCGGAGGCGGGACACCCGGCCCCCUCCGCGUCCCCGCCGGCCAAGGCCAGCGCUCCCCCUUCCCCACCCAAGAUCCAGCCCGAACCGGGGCUGCUGAUGGAGGUGGAGGAGCAGGGCGCUGCCGAGGAGGAGGAGGAGGCUGAGGACGAGGACGACGAGGAGGAGGACGAGGACGAGGAGGAAGGGCGGGGGCGGGCCUCGGCAGAGGGGAGACCCCCGCCUCCCUCACCCCCCACCCCAGAGGGGCCCGACGCUCCGCCGGAAGCCAAUGGGGAGAAGGAGAGCGGGGUCCCCACCUCCCCGCCGCUCCUGCCCCCGGAGGGGCCGGACCCCGAGCCCCCGGCCCCCGCCCUGCCCAGAGAGGACCCCGAGGGGGUGGCGGCCGCCGGCGAGGCCUCCCCAGCGGAGCCUGCGGCCCGGGAGCCGGCGCCCCCUUCCACGCCCAAGCUGGAGGAGCCGGACCCCACGGCCGCCAUGCUGGCUGACUUCAUCGACUGCCCCCCGGACGAGGAGAAGCUGCCAGAAGCCAGCUCCUAGCCCCCUCCCUCCCCCAAUAAAGAGCCCCUCUGGGUC
Molecule: messenger RNA, 3416 nt
Organism: Tachyglossus aculeatus (Australian echidna)
Lineage: Eukaryota; Metazoa; Chordata; Mammalia; Monotremata; Tachyglossidae
Gene: PELP1
Product: proline, glutamate and leucine rich protein 1
Biological process (GO): rRNA processing
Cellular component (GO): nucleus
Source: RefSeq, a predicted model, not a curated record